AUGGAUGAUAACAAAAGAUCUCUAUAUGCUAUUUCAAAGUCUAUUAGAGAGGAAGAGGAGAAGAAGCGAAAGCUAAACCCUCACUACUCUUUAGACACUUUGAAAGCAGAAGAGGAAAAGUUGAUAGCAGCAGUAAACCAAUCAUACAAUGCACCAUUGAAAGCAGUUCAUGAGAUUGCCAAAGGAAUAGUUUUUUCAAGGGAUGAGGAAACUUCCUGGAGGGUUCCCAAAAAGUAUUUGAAUCUAUCAGUGUCUGAAUGCCAAGAUCUUAGGUCCCGUUUGCUAAUUGAUAUCAAUGGCUCGGAUGUCCCUCCGCCAAUAUUAUCUUUCAAAGAUAUGGGCUUUCCUCAAGAAAUACUGGAUGCUUUGUCUAGUAAGGGGAUAUCUAAGCCUUCUCAGAUUCAAAUGCAAGGGCUUCCUAUAAUACUUAUGGGAAGAGAUUUGAUAGGACUUGCUUUUACAGGGAGUGGAAAAACAAUAGUUUUUGUUCUACCUAUGAUCAUGUUUUCUUUAGAAGCUGAACUAAGCCUUCCUUUUAAAGGAAUGGAAGGUCCUCACUCUCUUGUUCUUUGCCCAUCUAGAGAAUUGGCUCUACAAAUUAAGAGGAUUAUUGAUGAGUUCCUUGAGUUUUUAAGAGGAAACUAUAGAGAAAGCAGUGAAUGUUCCAAACAAAAAAAUACCAAAUAUCCAGAAUUAAGGGUAUCUUGUAUAAUAGGAGGUGAGAAUUCUAGCCAACAACUUGCAGAGUAUCAGAAGAAGGGUAUACAUAUGAUGGUAGCAACACCUGGGAGAUUAGCUGAUUUGUUAAAAAGACGAAAAGUUACUUUACAACAAUGUGUGUAUUUUUGUAUGGACGAAGCUGACAGGCUUACUGAGCAAGGAUUUGAGGAGCAUGUAAGGUACAUUUUUGAUAGUUUUUACGAGAGAAGACAAACUGUUUUGUUUUCAGCAACAAUGCCCAGAAAAACUCAAGAGUUUGCUCAAACUGCUUUAAUUAAUCCGAUUGUAGUAAAUGUAGGGAGGGCUGGAGCAGCGAAUUUAAGAGUAAUUCAGGAAUUUGAAUAUGUCAGACAAGAGCGUAGACUGGUUAGUCUGCUAUCAUGUUUACAAAAGACAGCACCAAAAGUAUUAAUAUUCAGUGAAAAUAAAAAAGAUGUGGAUGAAAUUCAUGAAUACUUAUUAAUAAAAGGAGUUAAUGUGGUGGCAAUACAUGGAGGUCUUACUCAAGAACAACGUUCAAGAUCUAUAGAGCAGUUUAGAAAUGGGGAGAUGGAUGUUCUUGUUGGAACAGAUGUGGCGUCAAAAGGACUAGACUUUGCAAAUAUUCAGCAUGUAAUAAACUUUGAUAUGCCAAAAGAGAUUGAGAACUAUGUCCAUAGAAUAGGGAGAACAGGAAGAGGCGAGUCUGUUGGGGUCUCAACCACAUUUAUAGAUAAUUCUUUAUCUGAAACAUUAUUACGUGAUCUUAAAGCUUUGCUAAUAGAGGCAAAACAAGAAAUUCCUCCAUUUUUGGAGCAGUUUGAUACUACAAAUACUUCUUUGCAAGAGAUUGGAGGAGUAAGGGGUUGUGCAUAUUGUGGUGGACUCGGCCAUCGUAUUGCUCAGUGUAACAAGCUUUUAGAAUUACAAAAAAGAACUCAGUCUGGAGCUCCGAGAGAUACUCUUUCACUUGGAGCCAGAUAUACAAGUUCAAAUAAGGAGGAUUGGUAG
This is a messenger RNA of Cryptosporidium ubiquitum, 1710 nucleotides long. RefSeq lists its product as uncharacterized. Bases 1 to 1710 code for a protein of 569 amino acids. Gene Ontology annotation, cellular component: spliceosomal complex. The record is from RefSeq and is a predicted model, not a curated record. Lineage: Eukaryota; Apicomplexa; Conoidasida; Eucoccidiorida; Cryptosporidiidae. The transcript has a single exon. Gene Ontology annotation, biological process: mRNA splicing, via spliceosome. Gene Ontology annotation, molecular function: ATP binding; RNA helicase activity; RNA binding.